This is a messenger RNA of Nematolebias whitei (Rio pearlfish), 523 nucleotides long. RefSeq names its product myomegalin-like. Bases 1 to 471 code for a protein of 156 amino acids. Lineage: Eukaryota; Metazoa; Chordata; Actinopteri; Cyprinodontiformes; Rivulidae. The transcript has 5 exons. The record is from RefSeq and is a predicted model, not a curated record.
AUGCGGAACAUCGAGCUGAAGGUCGAAGCCGAGAGUCUGAAGAAGGAGCUGGAGGAGAAACAGGAGCUUCUGGACCAAGUUCUGUCCACAGCAGACGGGUCGUCCAGCCAGAACGAGGCGGAGCCAGACGGCAGCCGAGCGAAGGAGAUCCUGGAAGCUAAAGUUCAGCUGCUGGAGAAGGAGGCCCAACUGGCUCGGGACCGGGCCCAAACCAUGGCCCAGCGCUGCCUGGUUCUGGAGAGGGAGAUGGUGGAGAGAAUGGAGGAAACAGAAGGUUCUGGUGGACCAGAAGGUUCCGGUGGACCCGGCGCGCAGCGAGCUCCGACCGAUGAAGACAGGCUGAUGGAGGAGCUGACGCAGCAGAACCACCAGCUGGCCCUGCAGGUCCAGGAGCUGGAGGUCAAAGUUCACGACCUUUCAUCGUCUCUGAGGAGGAAGGAGCGGGAGGCGGAGGUAAUCCUUCUUCACUGAGGUUCUGAAACGUUCUCCUAGCAGAACAAAGGAACGUUCUUCACAUCUAAAG